This is a messenger RNA of Acanthochromis polyacanthus (spiny chromis), 6099 nucleotides long. RefSeq names its product ADP-dependent glucokinase 2 (gene adpgk2). The coding region runs from base 49 to 1524 and encodes 491 amino acids. The record is from RefSeq and is a predicted model, not a curated record. Gene Ontology annotation, molecular function: ADP-specific glucokinase activity. The transcript has 7 exons. Gene Ontology annotation, biological process: glucose metabolic process. Gene Ontology annotation, cellular component: endoplasmic reticulum. Lineage: Eukaryota; Metazoa; Chordata; Actinopteri; Pomacentridae.
UCUUCAGUGUGGAGCGGCUGAAAGUGCUAGUUCAUUACUGUGCGAGCGAUGGAGGGGGGAGGAACCGUGUCGUGGAUGAAAUAUGGCUCUUUUGUGUCCUUACUUGUGGUUCUGUUGGCGCUCUGGUUCCGGUCACCCCAGAAUGCAGAACUGGACGACCGGCUGGAUACCGUCCUGUCCUCGCUGCUCCGGGCGGAGCGGAAAGUCGGGAUGAAUAACGUCGCCAGACCGAAAGUGGCCAUUGGUUUUGGAGGUUGUGUUGACCUGAUCGUAGACGGCGUGUCGCUGCUGAAUAAGAUAGGCCUCCUUCCCACAGACCAGCCCCUGCAUCAUGACUACUUAGAAAAUGCUGAGCAGCUGGCGCAGAGCUUUGCCUACUUCUUUGCACCGGGAGCCGCUGCAGAGCGUUUUAUGCUAAAUGACACCUUAUUCACUGAGCUGGUCGAGGGGGCCCGUGACUUACCUGGAAACAGAUGGUCAGUAGGCGGCAACGCUCCAGUGAUGGCUGGUCGCAUGGCAACCGAGGGUUGUGAUGUGUUGCUGGGGGGAAGUUUCAGCCCUGAUUUUACUGACGUCCUGUCCGAGCACAUUACAGUGGCAGGUCAUGUAGUAGAAGAGCCCGACAUUCAUCUGAUCCUGGAGUAUCCGACUGGUGCAAACUGGGGCCACUACACCUCACGUAGAGCCAACAGAUAUAUUAUCCACAGUGAUGACCAUAACCCCUACCUGUCCUCCAUGGAGGAGUUUGCUGCAAAGCUGGAAAACUUCAGACCAGAUCUGCUGGUGGUCGGUGGUCUGCAAAUGAUGGACAACUUCCCCUUUCAGUCAGGUGAGCGAGACGCUCUCCUCUCACGCCUGGCAGACCUGUUGUCCUCCUCGUCUCCUCAGAUUGGCGUCCAUUUUGAGAUGGCCAGUUUUGUAGAAGAGAGUAUAAUGGAAGACCUUCUUCACUAUGUCAUUCCCCAUGCGGACUCAUUAGGGAUGAAUGAACAGGAACUUCCCAACCUGCUCAGCCUACUCAAAGGCUCCAACAUCACAGUGUUGUCAGACCCAAACCCUCGUGUAGCCACCGUCCUCGACCAGAUGAGGGAGGUCUAUCGCAUUUUGAACCAGCGCUCCAAGGAGGGCAGUAAAGAAAGUCACACGGACAGGGCUAAGAGUAAGCCGCUGACCCGACUGCACGUCCACACGCUGGCCUUCCAGGCCAUGAUUGUGACUCGUGGCUCCCAGUGGAAGAAUACAAUGUCAGCCACUGCCAAAGCCUCGCUCACAGCAAACCGCCACGUCUGUGGCUCGAAUGACAUCGAUCCCAGUAAGGCGAGGCUCAUCAUGGACGACUCUUUCUCUGUAAGCCGGCGAGAGGGAAGCCAGCGUAUCCCUCUGCAGGAGACCAGGCCCGUCAGCUGCUGGCAUGAGGACGACUAUGAGAUCUGUGUGGCACCAGUUCUGGUGUGCACUGAUGUUUACCAAACUGCAGGUGGAGGAGACAACAUCUCAGCUGCUGGUCUGGUGCUGCAGAUCUAGUGAAGGACAGUCAGUGGUCUGUGUGUGUGUAGUGCUAACUAGAUGUUGGCAAACAUUGUGACUCUGGAAACUUGAUCUCAGUGUGAUGCACACUAGCGUCAGGUACCAACGCAGGUAUCAGGCUAAUGCUAUCACCUUUGCAGCUAUUGGCCCAGGUGGACAACAAGAACAAUGGAUCUCAUGAGAGUCACAUGAUGGAGUGCAGUGGUUUCUAAUCAGGUCAGGAUACCACAUUUUGAACAUGCAUAAACUCAGUUUAUAUUUUUUUUAAGAAGAUACAGUGAAAAGCCAGUAACUUCUAAAGCGACUGUUUUGCUAGUUGACUCAAGUCUGUGCUAAAUAGAUUUAGAUCGAGUUAGGUGUGUUUGUGUUUACAUUGGGUGGGGACACGGUCACUGAUUUAAUCCCUCUUGCUUUCACAUUGUGUACAUUUAAUAUUUACCACUGACACUGUCAAAGCCCCUUUGUAUCCAGUUAAUUUGAUUUUUAGAGCCAAAACAUACAGCAAACACCAUCCUGCUGUGUGUCCCAGGUAGACUCAACAGAACCAACAAACCACUGCAGUCCAUCAUCUGACUCUAUGGAUUUUUAUGGCGGCUUUUCUCUAUUUCUCCAAGGCCUUACAAGGCUUGACCUUUACUCAGGAUGAGAUAAGGAGGGAUGAGGUUUGGGUGAAGUCAAACAUACUCCAGGUUGUUUUUAUAGCGCUACAUUGGGUAGCCUGUGUCAUGGCGAGCUUUAAAAUAAGUUCUCUUUGUAUCAGUUAAACCUGGGACUCCGCUAUGCAGCAAAAAGAUUCAGAACCGCUGGAUCUGCUGUUUCUUGGCAGCACAUUCAUUAGAUGUUGUCACCUACUUGAAAUCUGCGUUUCCAAGCCUUUGACCUCACUUGCCUUUGAGCAGACCAACCUUAUGCUGAAAAUGUGCCACAUCUGAACCAUUGUAAUGAGAGACUGUCCUGCCUCUUUCCUCUCCUAUCUCAUUCUUUAAGUCUAGGAAACCUUUACAGCAGAGAGCUCCUGUUCUUCCCAGUACAUGUGAAAAGUGUGCGUAGUGGUUUGGGUGUGUUUGUGUUUGGAUUGUCAUUCCUCUGUGGUUCAGUUGCAGUGCAAUUAUGCAAGAUUUAUGUUAAAGAGACUGCUGGUGGUAGCUGGAUAUGAUGUCAAACUUUUCCUCUCUACCUCCGUUUCUCUUUGUUUUCCUUCUCUUUUUUCCAUCUCCCAUCUCUCUUCUCUGUUCCUUCAUUAUAAUUCUGUCAUAUUUGUUCUUCUCUUUGUCUUGUCUAAUUUAUGGCUCUUUAAGGACCAAAUAACCAGUGUGGACUGCCCAGACAGUGUAGCUCCAGAGAGAAUGAGUCUCACAUUCUCGUAUGAUGUGGCUAAAUUCAGUGGAACAAAACGAUGUCAUCUUUAUUAUUUUAGCAGGACAUUGUAAUACUUACUUGAAGCCAUGAUAUGUUAGUUGCCAUGAAAGCCUUUAGUCUGUGGAGCAGUGGACCACUCACAAAUGAUAUUUUCCAUGUUUACUUUGUCUCACUUGGCUACAAGAAUGAUCCAACAUGGUGUGUUGGUGCCUUGUCUCACUUUUCACACCCACACUGAUGUUGUUUCCAUUUUUAAAAUUGAUGACAUUGAGGUGAUCUGGAGGAGAAAGUAGGGCUCUGUCUCUACAUGACCAUCAUCACACCUUUUAGGGUUGAGAUCACUUCCAUUCAGCACUAUUUACUAAUGCAACUGGACUAACUGGGAAUGAUGCCAACUCUUCUUCUUUCCUCCCUAUGUACAAGUCAAACAUUCCAUCACAGACCAGGUUAAGUUAUUUUCUCCUUUCAGAAUUACAUGUUUCAGCAUGUGUUUAAGUGGACUACUGUCCUUAGAUUUCUAAAAAGAAAGAGCAAAGCCCAUUUUUACUAAAAAACAUUUUCAAUUUGUUACAAAGUAUGAGGUCAAGAGAAAAAGGAAUGUAAAGGUGGAAGAAAUCCCUUUAAAUCUUUUCUCUGUAUCAGGACUGUACUGAUCUGAUGCUGUCUGGUGAAAGCUGAAGGUAAAUGAGCCUUAUUCUGUUUUUACUUUUGUGUUUAGUGAAAAGAGAUGGUUUAAUACAGACUUUUUCUAUCACUAGAAUUAUGGGUUUUUUUCUGAUGUCAUUGUGGUGAACAGUGAUCAGGAGUAACGGGUUAUGUUUUUACUGUGAACUGAAAUCAUAGCAUGUCUUCAUGCUCAUAAAGAACUGCUUGUGUUUGCCACCACUGUGCUUAUCUGCUCUCAAGAUAAGUCACAUCACCCACGUCCCAACGUUGUGUUUAGCUGUUUUCAUGCAUGUUGACUAUUCAAUGCAGAAUCACCUGAGAUAAAAUGCUAUGCUGAUUACGCAACCAUUGCUUGGUUUUAUUUUGUAUUAUAAUUGGGAUCAUUAAGAUGGUUCAUGGUCAUUUUGGCUGCAAUGCAAAUACUUCAGACAAAGCGGCGUUUAGUUAUUUUUCUUGAUAUUCAGUGAACUGCAGUCUGGUGAUGUAGAUACCGAUGACAAAUACCAUGCAGUGUCACGUCACAGCUUCUUUGUCACAGCAUAAUUCACCAUAAUGAGGGUUGUUUCUUUUCUUCCCACCGCAAACAUUUAGUACAUUUCAUUUCAUCUGGUAUUAUAUACGUCAUAUAGGUAAUGUUCCUGGUCUUUAUCCUGUUACUAGUCUUUAUUCCAUUUCUCUUUUGAUCAUAUCUCUCAGGUUUUGCUGCUUGACGAGGCUUUCAUAAAACCUAAAUUUUAUUACUGCCACAUGGCAUCUUUGUGCUAUAAAACAAGCCUUUAAAAUCCCACAUACUCUGAGUCCACUGCAGAGAUUGUAAGGAGCCUGGGUUAUUUCAGGAACCAGCGUGUUGCCUCUAUUUUGGGCCCACAUUCUGGGUUUGGGGAAGCAACAAGCUCUCCCUCUUAAAUACAGCUUUUCCCUCUCAAAAACAUGAGCACAUUUCACUACCUCCAGAUUAGCUCAGAAAGCAUUUUAUCAAUGCACACCAGCAGUCUGGAUUAAUAGUAAUUAAUUCCAUUCAAAUGCAAGAUUACAGCCAAUGUUGUUUAAAUUAGCGAGUAAAUCAGAUGGUUACCUGCUGUCUGAAUGAGUUCACAUUUGCAAAAAGUGGAUUAAUAGUUUAUAUUGUACAUGUACUCUGUAAUUUCAAUGAUUCUGGAAAAAUAGACAUGUAGUACCAAAAGAAUGGGCUUACAAAUGAUGUGGUCAGAAACUGGUGCUUCUUCACUACUAUGUUUUCUAAAAUCUGCCCUCAUUAAAAAAAAAAGAUCUGAAUUAAGGGAGGAUUCUGGAAGCACAAAGCCAGAGCUGACUGACAAAAUGUACAUGUAUUUAUUAAACCAUUGCACAAAUACUAGUCUGUUAUAAAAACAUACAGAUAUGAACACCAAACACACACAAACUGUGUGUAUGCAAUAUUUCUCCACAGUUCUGCUGACACUCUGUGUUCUGCCUACAUGUCAGGGUCAAUGGCCAGCUGACUGAUGAGGUCUUUGUAAUAGACAACGUUCCUCUCAUGGUCAGCAAGCGCUGUCAGCAUCUCAUCCAUCUCCUCCUGAGUGAAGGGCUCUCCUGGAUUAAAGACAACCAUUAACAACACAGCGGAGGUUUAAAGAAAGACGAGGUCAGACAUAAAAUACAUCUGUGGGACAGUCUCCUUUAAAGAAAGCUUUACCUUCCUGUGUCAUAUACUUUGUCAGCUCCUCAGGCUCCAGAUAUCCUUUAUUGUCUUUGUCCAGAACCUGGAAACACAGCAUUAGUGUCUUUUUGCCUUAACAAAUACAUUUAACCAACACUGUGAUGUUAGCAUCACUAUGCUGACAGUAUCGCAGAGGCUGCUUCAUUUAGGUGCUGUGUCGCUGCUUGUCCAGAGGAGUCAGAUCUGCAGUUACCAGAUAAAACUCUCAGACUCUUUAAGUGACCUGUUAGCAGCUCAUAAACUGCGACACUGAACAACAUGAGGAAACGGCAGCUGUUCUCACCUCAAAGGCCUGAAGAAGAAGGUCCUUAGGGAUGGGAGGGAACCUGACAGACAGAUGAAAGCUCAAAUUAUUUUACACCAGUCACACAGCAGAAUAUGGUGGAAUUAACAAAGACUUUAUCAGCAAUUUCUAAGCCUGAUUUCCUCCUCAGACUGUACUAUUUUACUAUGAGGUUCUGAGGUGUUCCCUGGUUUUAUGUGAUUUUGAAAAAUUGGAGAAAACAUAAGGACAAAACUCUUUAUUAUCGAGAAUAAAUGAAGAUCUCUUUUAGCAGCCUUUAACACAGAAAAGCACUCAGAAAGUGCUACAGAGUAUUUUUUUUUUAUAUAAGUCAGACAUUUAGUAUAUUCCAGGUGGUGAACUGCCUGAAAGAUUAAUGACCAAAAACAGAUCAUAUUGUCAUUACUUUGACACAUCUGUUCUGGAAAUACUGCAGUAAAUACCUUAUUAGACAGCAUUUUAAAAAAUGUACAACUGCCUAAAAAUGUGCACCAAGGACGGUUCGAAUGCUGCCUCUGUAACAUCCAGUGGAAUGAUAAGAUGUACAAUAAAUCCUUUGCUUGCU